UCUUGUUGAUAUAGACAGCUUUCAUUUCUAUGUUCAUGCCAUCGAAUCUUUUUUAAUAUUUUAAUAUCUUUUAAGGAUAGUACAUCACUGGAAAACGGAAACACUUAUCCACCAUUAAGUCCCAAAGGCCAGGGUACGUUCUGAUAUUCAUUUCCAAGGCAAGGUGAAAUAGUUUAUCAGUUCCGUGUUUACUUAUUUCGUAAAAAGAAGAAGAAGAUUAUUAUUGUUUUUUAGGUUAUAUUUUUGAAAAUAUAAUGUUAUUGUAUGGUUUUAGAAUUACACCAAAAGAAAUAAUCCGGCUUAAAUAUAAUUGUCAAUUCCAUAGGCAAAGUUUAAACAGAUUUUCCCUUUUUAGUUCAACAUUUCAACAUAACCUGGAACAAUUAUUUCCAACACAAGUAUUUUUAAAUUAUUCUACCGAUUCUAAAAAACACGUUAAUGUCGGUACUAUAGGCCAUGUAGAUCAUGGCAAAACUACAUUAACUGCAGCCAUAACUAAAGUUUUACAGAAAAAAGGACUUGCAAAAUACACAUCAUAUGAUGAAAUUGACAGAGCUCCGGAAGAAAAAGCGAGAGGCAUUACAAUUAAUGCUGCUCACAUUGGCUACAGUACAACAAAGCGUAGCUAUGCCCACACAGAUUGUCCUGGACAUGCUGAUUACAUAAAGAAUAUGAUAUCUGGAGUAUCCCAAAUGGAUGGAGCUAUCUUAGUGGUUGCCGCUACAGAUGGUCAGAUGCCCCAAACUCGAGAACAUUUGCUCCUUGCUAAACAAGUGGGCAUAACAAAGAUUAUUGUUUAUGUUAAUAAAGCAGAUCUAGUAGAUGAUGAGGUAUUACAAUUGGUGGAAUUGGAAAUUAGAGAACUACUAGAAGAUUUUGGAUUUGAUGGUUCUAAUUUACCUGUUAUAUUUGGCUCUGCAUUGGAAGCACUAGAAGAAAAAGAUACUGAAUAUGGAGUUCCUUCAGUAUUGAAACUUUUGGAUAUAUUAGACAGUUAUAUUCCAGAUCCAGAAAGAGAUUUUAACUCGCCAUUUAUGCUGCCAAUAGACAAUGUUUUCACAGUACCUGGUAGAGGCACUGUAAUAGUAGGAACUAUACAUAGAGGUACUAUUAGAAAAAAUGCAGAGUCUGAGUUACUGGGUUUUGAUACUAAACUUAAAACAACUAUUUCUGACAUUCAAGUUUUCAAAAAAAGUAUCCCACAGGCAAAAGCUGGAGAAAAUAUAGGUGCACUAGUAAGGGGUAUAAAAGUAAAAGAUGUUUCCAAAGGAAUGAUUUUAUGUGCUGCAGGUAGUCAAAAAAUUAGUAACAGAUUCAAAGCUAGUAUUUAUUUUCUUUCUAAAGGAGAAGGUGGUAGGUCUAAGCCAGUGACAAACAAAUAUUGUCAACAGUUAUUUAGUAAGACCUGGAAUGUGGCAUGCCGAAUCGAUAUGGAUGCAAAUGUAGACAUGAUAUUACCUGGAGAACAUGGGACAGUUUAUGUCACUUUAUUACGAAAAAUGGUUAUGGUACCAGGACAACAGUUUACUAUUAGAGAAAACAACAUAACUGUAGGAACGGGUAUUAUUGCAGAGACUUUAACUGACAUUAAUAUUACUACUAGUUUAGGAAAGCUUGAAAUAUAGUGAAAUAAACUGUUUUGUAAAUAAAACACAUUUUCAUAAAAUUUUAAGUAUUUAAUAUAAAAUGUAUAGGUAUCCAAUAUAAUAGAAAUAUUUUUGCCUUAUUCUAUUUAGUAAUAUAUAUUCUUAAACAACUAAAUCACCAGAGGACCAAGCAGGCGCUUUCACAUUAAAAUUAUAGUAAUGAGUAAUUUUGACAAAUAAUACUGAUGAGUAUGAUGAUGAACAUUAAAAAAAAAUCAAAAAACUCAUCACAUUUAUCCAAUUUUGACGGCCCUAUAAAACAAAAAUGAAUUGCCAAUCUAUCAUUAAAUGUUUAAAUGUGGUAGCAUACCAGGUUUAUAUUUUUAACUUAUAUGUAUAUCAAAUUAUAUAGAUAUAAUACAGGUUCAGAAAAGACAUUUCUUUAUAUCUACAAGUGUGAUAAGAGUUUCCUUUUCGAACCUGUCAGAUUAUUACAUAUUUUAAAUGUAAUAAAUAGGCACAAUUUGCCAAAGAGUAUGAAUUACUUUUGUCAAUCAAGAUAAGUUCACAGAUCAGUCUAAAAAAAGUUUUUACGGUUUUUUCCCUUGUCAUGUCAGGACAAGUUGAUUAUGGAUCAUUAAUAAUCUUCUUCUCAUCAAUUUUUAGGUUACACAAGAGCUUUCAGUGCAGUAGGAAAUAUAUUUCUGAAUUAGGGACCUUUUAUUAAUCUGUGAAUACCACAGUUCUUAGUGCAUCUUCUGGCCUUAUUUCAAGUUGUGCAACUGUACCGUCGUUAAAAGGGAAAGAAAUUCCUCCGUCCACUACCAAUAUUGCCUCAAAACAGUGUGAUUGAACUUCGAUUUUAGAUGCAAAACCUCUAGGCUUUAUACCUUUAGGAUCUGGCCAGACUCCUGAAGAUAUUAGAUCUCGAAUUGUGUAUCCCAUUUUUUUGUGCUCUAAAAAAUU
Psylliodes chrysocephalus is the source of this 2552-nucleotide messenger RNA. The record is from the annotation of a GenBank genome assembly. NCBI's taxonomy places the organism in Eukaryota, Metazoa, Arthropoda, Insecta, Coleoptera, Chrysomelidae.